CCGAACAGCUGCCGCGCACCGCCAUCCCCUCUGCAUCGACGGCCACCAACCAGCUCCCCUUCCUCCUCUCACCUCCCCAGCAGAUCACGCGGCGAGGGAACGAAGCCCACCACCGACAAACUCCUCCUUCUCUUCCAGCUUCCCCUCCUCCGGCGCCGGUCCUGCGGCGGCCAUGGGGAUGGUGCGGGCGGCGUGGUUUCUGCUCCUGUUGGCGUUGCUCGCGGCGGCGGACGCAAGGAGGCAGAAGGGCGGCGAGACGGCCUGCGACAAGGGGUGGGAGUGCAGCGGCAGCAGGUUCUGCUGCAACGAGACCAUCACCGACUACUUCAAGGCCUACCAGUUCGAGGAGCUCUUCGCCAAGCGCAACAACUCCCUCGCCCACGCCGCCGGCUUCUGGGACUACAAGGCCUUCAUCACCGCCGCGGCCCUCUACGAGCCUCGUGGGUUCGGCACCACCGGCGGCAGGGAGAUGAGCAUGAAGGAGGUCUCCGCCUUCCUCGGCCACGUCGGCGCCAAGACCUCGUGUGGAUAUAGUCUAGCUGACGGUGGUUCAUUGGCUUGGGGUCUUUGCUACAACCAUGAAAUGAGCCCAAGCCAGAGCUACUGUGACGACAGCAACGAAUUAUACCGUUGUGCUGAAGGAGUUGAGUACUAUGGUCGAGGCGCCCUUCCUGUUUACUGGAACUACAACUAUGGUAUCGUGGGUAAGGGUAUCAAGCAGGAUCUGUUGAACCACCCAGAGUUAUUGGAACAAAAUGCCACUCUAGCAUUUGAAGCAGCGAUCUGGAGGUGGAUGACUCCAAUGAAGAGGAAGCAGCCAUCAGCCCAUGAUGCCUUUGUUGGCAACUGGAAACCAACCAAGAAAGACACUUUGUCCAAGAGGUAUCCUGGCUUCGGUGCGACAAUGAACAUUUUGUAUGGUGAUGCCAUCUGUGGUAAAGGGUCCAUUGAUAAUAUGAAUGGCAUUAUAUCCCACUAUCAACAUUAUCUUGAUUUGAUGGGAGUUGGUGCUCAGCACUCUGGAGAUAACUUGGAUUGUGCCGACCAAGUACAUAUGGGAGCAUGCAUGAAAAAAAAAGAUAUCACGGCGAACAUAAAACACAGUCAACACCUCAAAAUCUAUUGUGAAUUCACAGAGAUAACAAGUGUGGGAGUUCAAAGGCAUAUUCUUACAGCACUACAGAUGGAUGGAUAUUUACCACUGAAGCGGCUUAUCCAAGUGCCUUCCUGGGGACCGUCUGCUGGGAACCACACAGACCUGGAUAACCAGGGCACCAGCAACCAUUACCGGCAUUCAAACAAGGCAAGCAGGAAGAAGAUGGAGCUCACCAACAUCCCCCAUCUUGCCUCCUCCUCCAGCUUCUUCUUCUCCAGCUGCCGGAGUAGAAGAAGAACAGGGAGGGCUGUGAUAACAGCGCUUGCUGCUAGUAGUAGGUGCAGUGCUGAUUCUGCAUGCCCAGAGCCCAUUGAACAGCAAAAUAUAGACAACCUUUCAGGUCCUGCAAAUACCCAAUGUUAUAGAAGGCGAGAUUUUGCUGCUGUUGCUCUGCUCCCUUUUCUACUUCCUCAUGUUGAUAUGGCGAGUGCAGCUGACUCAUAUGAUGGAUCAAUUAUUCAAAACGGUGUGAGGAAUGUCUUAUCCAAGGUGAAAGCAGCUGGCGUGCUUCGUUUGGUUUUCCAUGAUGCAGGGACUUUUGACAUUAGUGACAAAUCAGGUGGCAUGAAUGGCUCCAUAAUCUAUGAAGCUGACAGACCUGAAAAUGCAGGACUUAGUAAAUCCUUAAAGAUACUACGAAAAGCAAAAGAAGGGAUCGACCAGGUUCAGCAAGUGUCAUGGGCGGACUUGAUCGCAGUGGCUGGUGCUGAAGCAGUUGCACUCUGUGGAGGGCCUGAAAUUCCCAUAAGAUUAGGCCGUUUAGAUUCCAGUACUGCUGAUCCGACCGGUAAACUUCCUGAAGAAACAUUGGAUGUUGUGGCCUUGAAAACAUCAUUUCGCAAAAAGGGCUUUUCGACACAGGAGAUGGUCGUUUUAUCUGGAGCUCACACAAUUGGGGGUAAAGGAUUCGGGAAUCCAAAUGCUUUUGAUAACGCCUAUUUCAAAGCACUCCUUGAGAAGCCACGGCCGACUUCAUCUGGCAUGCCGAUAGGGCUGCCCACGGACUGGGCACUCACUGAAGAUGAUGAAUGCUUAAGGUGGAUAAAUAUCUACGCGGAGGACCAGGAUAAAUUUUUUGCCGACUUCAGAGAUGCAUACACCAAGCUUGUAAAUAGCGGAGCCUCGUGGAGAGCAGCUUAGUUAGAAUUACUAAGUCUUUUUUUUUGUCUAUUUCAAAAAAAAGUCUUUUUUUGUCAAUAAGGAGGUGUCACCCCUGGUCCCCGGCCUCUGAAUCUAUUGAUGCACAAAGCAAGUGUAAGAUUCGUGGAAAUUUUGUCUGCUCAUUCCCUGUAUAUUGCUUUGGCUCGUUUGGAGCUCAGAAAAUUUGUACAGAAAAUAAACUACAGUUUGUCUGGUUCA
Messenger RNA from Triticum dicoccoides, 2515 nucleotides. RefSeq lists its product as uncharacterized. Gene Ontology annotation, molecular function: peroxidase activity; chitinase activity; heme binding. Bases 173 to 2296 code for a protein of 707 amino acids. The record is from RefSeq and is a predicted model, not a curated record. Lineage: Eukaryota; Viridiplantae; Streptophyta; Magnoliopsida; Poales; Poaceae. Gene Ontology annotation, biological process: cell wall macromolecule catabolic process; chitin catabolic process; response to oxidative stress. The transcript has 15 exons.